UCUUAAGGGGGUAUAUCGGGUAUAUGUAUAUCUAAUCAUCAUCGUCGUUCACGUAGUCGUAGGUUGUCGUAGGGCUCGUAGAGCAGUAAUUUGCGCUAAUAGCAAAAGAGGUUAUUUAUUCAUAUUAUCCAUUGUCAGUUUCAAAGUUUCAUUUCAACUUUGAAGAAUCUGGAUUAGAAAUCAUUUGUUUUGAUUUAAUUUAAGGAUUGUGAAUUUUAAGAUUAGAAUUUCAUUAACAAAUAUCUAAGGAUAAAAAUGGCAGACGAUGAAGGUGGAAAAGAAUAUCGAUGGGAGACCGGUUACGAAAAAACAUGGGAAGCGAUAAAAGAAGACGAUCAUGGAAUGUUGGAUGGAUCUGUAGCAGAUAUAAUUCACAAGGCAAAGAGAAAACGCCAGUUAGAAAAAGUUGGUGGUGCACGAUUAGGAAUGAUGAGACACCUUUAUAUUAUCCUCGAUGCUUCAGAAUCCAUGUCCAAUCAAGAUUUAAAACCAACACGUCUAAUGUGCACAAUCAAACUCUUAGAAGACUUCAUAGAAGAAUUUUUCUAUCAAAAUCCAAUAAGUCAACUUGGGAUAAUAUUGACUAGAAAUAAGAGAGCAGAAAAAGUCAGUGAUUUAUCUGGAAACUCAAAGAAACAUGGGCAGGAAAUAAAAAGUUUACUGCAUACCACCUUAACUGGAGAGCCCAGUCUUCAGAAUUCACUGGAACUUGCUCUAAAAUCCUUACGUGUACUUCCAGCUCAUUCGAGCAGAGAGAUUUUGAUUAUUAUGGGCUCUCUCACAACGUGCGAUCCUGGGGAUAUAAACGAAACUAUACAGAAUUUGAAGACCGACGGUGUGAGAUGUAGCGUGAUAGGUUUGGCAGCGGAAUUGCAUGUGAGCAAACGAUUAGCCACAGCAACAGGAGGUGACCACGGUGUUGCGUUGGAUGACAAACAUUUUAAAGAGCAAUUACAAGCUCAUAUAGAUCCCCCACCAGCGGCUACGAGGUUGGACGCCGCUCUCGUAAAAAUGGGAUUUCCUCAUCAUUCUCUUCAAACGACCGCAGCCGAAACGACAAUGAGCGUCUGCAUGUGUCACGCUGACAGCGUCGACGACUCUUCAAAAUUGACGAGCGCCGGAUAUCUGUGUCCCCAAUGUUUGAGCAAACACUGUGAACUUCCAGUUGAAUGUCGAGCAUGCGGUUUGACUCUCGUCUCGGCUCCGCACUUGACCAGAUCGUAUCAUUAUUUAUUCCCAGUCGAGCAUUUUCGUGAAGAUCAAAAUACCGGGCAGGUCACCUGUUGCUACGGCUGCCAAAAGGAUAUGACAGUCGAAAAAAAAGUGUACGUGUGUAACAAAUGCACCCAAACGUUUUGCCUCGAUUGCGAAAUAUUUAUUCACGACUCUCUUCACACGUGUCCCGGAUGCGCCACGAAUCCGGCGAGUUUUCUAAAACCAGGUGAAUUUCCCACGACAUGAAAUAUAAAGCAGGAUAAACUAUUGGAUCGACUGAUUCAUUUCCCAUUAGUACAAUGAAGCCCCAUUCUUCAAGGUAGCUUUAUUUUUCUAUAAAUUAUUCUUCCAAUAAAUUUUUCUAUCUCUUUCAUAAUAAGAAAAUUGUGAAUGAUUUUCACACAACUACCACGAUAUUUACCUCAUGUAAAAUACAUCGAUUCGUUGUAUAUAAUUGUAUAUAAUAAAACAUUUUCUAUAUUUA
Messenger RNA from Venturia canescens, 1699 nucleotides. RefSeq names its product general transcription factor IIH subunit 2 Ssl1 (gene Ssl1). Gene Ontology annotation, molecular function: zinc ion binding. The coding region runs from base 256 to 1461 and encodes 401 amino acids. The record is from RefSeq and is a predicted model, not a curated record. NCBI's taxonomy places the organism in Eukaryota, Metazoa, Arthropoda, Insecta, Hymenoptera, Ichneumonidae. Gene Ontology annotation, biological process: regulation of transcription by RNA polymerase II; DNA-templated transcription; nucleotide-excision repair. The transcript is spliced from 7 exons. Gene Ontology annotation, cellular component: transcription factor TFIIH core complex; transcription factor TFIIH holo complex.